ACAAUGGUUGAAGAAUAAUACUACAGUAGAUCCUGGAAUAGUAGACCUGCCUCCGAUGAACUCGUUUGAUUCAAUGAUUGAAUAUAUAAGGAUGGCAAAUGUUGAAUCCUACAAUAAACGUCAUGUGACUUGUUAUAAGUCUUCAGAGAUAUCAUUCCUAGACUCAGUCAGGAUUCUUGUUAAUCAAAAAUGUAUUCCUAGAAACCAGGCAAUAUUCCUCAAUAUAUCCAGGAGUAAAGCUUUAUCAGAUCUGAAGGCUUACUUAGGGAACUUCAAGAGAUAUACUAAAAAGCCAGUUCAACUGUUCCUCGGUUCCUGUUUGUUCGAAGGACGUGCAUCUGUGUUCCGGAGAAAGUUCGAAGGUGUUCAGUACGAACUCAUGGUUAUGAUAACGAGUUUCAAGUUUACCAAGAGCUAUGCUGGAACGGAUCCUAUUCAUCAGGUUCAACUUCCAGAUGUAUUUACACAGGCUGAGAUUAGUUGGGUUGAACGGCCAAGCACUGGCCGGCAUUGUAUGGUGGACGAUAAUCUUAUUCAAGAGUAUCCAGUCAACAAACAAGGAAAACGGGAGUUCUCUUUAAAACAAAGUUCUGAACUGACUCGUUUAAUGGAGCUGGUAGGUGGCAGAACAGCUUGUUACAGGUGGAAAAUUCUAAACCGAUACAAACCCUAUUCAUUCCGUCCGGAGACAACAGUUAUCAAGAACAAUAUCAAUAAAACCGGGAGAGGACGGAAAAGAAAGCGGAAGAAAGAGUUUGAAGAUCGUAUUGCAGCGCACAAUCAGAAAUCAUACAUCACAGAUCCAGCGUUUCAGAUUUCAGAGGUUCAGACCCAAACCAGAGAAGAAAUCUACCAAACUAGAGAAGUUAUCUACCAAACUGGGGACGUGGUCUACCAAACAGGGGACGUAGUCUAUCAAACAGGAGAUGUAGUCUACCAAACAGGAGAUGUUGUGUCUAUACCGGCGGUUGAGGGUGGGGGAGAUGUACUGAGCGAGGCUGUUGGAGUGCUCAAUGAGGGAUCUAGUGUUGGACCUGUUGAAGGAGAAGAUGAGGAUUCUGAUGAAGAGGAACAGGAACUAGGGUUUGACGAGGUUCUCCAUGAUGGAUUAGUUUACUUUGACUCCUGUUACAAGACAGCUCAAGCUGUGACGUACAAUAAGAAAGAUGAAUCUGGGAUACUCAUGGUCAGGAGUACAACACAGCUUCUGCACGCUUUCAUAGGUGGAUCGACAAGUGUUAAUGCCGGGUGGUCACCCCGUCCUGUUGAGAUAGAGAUUUAUGAACCUAAACUAACCAAUGCAUUCCUAGUCAUAACUUCCUUCCAGAUACCAAACAUUGUACACAGGCAGAGAAGGACACCAAAGCUUUGCCUUGGACCUGUAGCUCUCUCUACAUCUAACUCAGAACAUAAUGUAGCGCUACUUGGUGAGCACAUGAAGUACAAUAACGACAACGUAACCAGAAUUAGUGCUGUAGCAGCAUGCAAUGAUGAAACUUUUCAUGCUUUCAGGUCUGGUUUAAAGGCAUUUAACUGUGUGUACACCUACGACGAGAACUCUAUUUUGAACUCCGCCACUAAUCGGGUCAAGUCCUUGAAGAACGGGUUGAAGGAGCUCGAGAUUGCGCUCUCCUCUGAGAUCGGAGCUCUCCGUGUCUCCUGGGAGGUUUACAUGAACAAGAUCGUAUCCUUGAAGCAGGACGCGGACCUAGCCGACCUUUUCCUGGCAUUGGAUGACAUGGAAGAAUGGGUGUUAACGGACCCUGAAGGUAUUCGUCUGUUCCGACUAAAUCCACUAGAGAAAUCACAACUAGAUGAAGAUGAGUUAAGAAGAUAUGAAACCGAGUUCUUUGAAUGGUUGGGAGCAGGAGUAUACCCUGAUAUACCAUGGAAGGAGUAUGUUAUAAAGAAGGUUUCGGAAGACCCCAGUUUCGAAAGGAAAAGCAUAACUGAGGACGAUUUCCUUCGAUGGAACCAGGAUCAGAGCUUCGAUAAUCAAUACUUUGGGAACGUGAUCCUUCAAGAAGGAACCCUAGUGAAGAGCAAACACAAGACGCACGCACGGAAGAAAAGGAAGAAGGCUGUUUAUCUUGAACCUGGAGAGUUGGAUACUGGGGUUGGUCAGGAGGUAGAGGAGGUCAGGGAGGAGGUCGUCUUCGAAUACCAGGUUCCUGUAGAGGAGGAGAACCCAGACCAGAACUCUUUCAGUGCCUUCAACCAGGUGGUGGUGGACGGAACCUUCAUGAUCUAGCAGAUGUAAUUCUUCGAACCUUAUAUUAAGAAAUGAGUUUGCUUUCUCUUGCACGGAAUGUACUCAGAGGUUCCCUAAAUCCAGAAAAGCUGUGAAGGAAUAAAUUUUAGGGUUGAAGUAAAUCCGUAAAUACAUGCAGUUAUAUAAUUUGAUAUGAAAAGUUCUUUGGUGGGUUUUAUUUCGAUUUAGAGAGUUUUCGCGAAAAAAAUUAAGUGGGUUAAGGUGAAUAUCUUAUUACAUAAAAAAAGAUUGGCAAGUCUUAAAAUAUCUAAAGAUUAUAGAUUCUAAAAAUUGACAGCAGUAUUUGUUAAAUAAUUUUAGGCGAAGUUUAAUCUAGACUU
Molecule: messenger RNA, 2592 nt
Organism: Eurytemora carolleeae
Lineage: Eukaryota; Metazoa; Arthropoda; Copepoda; Calanoida; Temoridae
Exons: 17
Coding region: 56-2251 (731 amino acids)
Source: RefSeq, a predicted model, not a curated record